Molecule: messenger RNA, 1428 nt
Organism: Merops nubicus (carmine bee-eater)
Lineage: Eukaryota; Metazoa; Chordata; Aves; Coraciiformes; Meropidae
Gene: ENDOD1
Product: endonuclease domain containing 1
Exons: 2
Coding region: 1-1428 (475 amino acids)
Molecular function (GO): hydrolase activity; metal ion binding; nucleic acid binding
Source: RefSeq, a predicted model, not a curated record
AUGGAGGCGUCAGUCGCGCUCUUGCUCUGCCUCUCGCUUUUCCCAGGCUUUUCCCAGGGCAGAGUUGUCCGAGAGGAUGAAGCCGGUUUUGCCGAGUGCAACGUGUUCUUCCCUGGACGGGUCCCGCCAGAAGGAUUUACGGAGCCCUUCCACGUCAAAGUCUGCCAGCAGUACAACAAAGAGCCGCGCUUUGCAACCCUCUACAGUACUAAGGACAAAAUUCCUCUUUACUCGGCUUUCAAGUAUACAAAGGCAGCCCAAAAUGAGGAGGAGAACUGGCUGGUCGAACCGCAGAUAGAUGACCCAGGAAAUGCCCAGCAUGAGAUGGUGCAUGAGGCUGAGGUCGUUGGCACCGUGGCCAACCUCGGUGCGAAUCAAGCCCUGGCCUCAGACUACGUGAGCUCUGGCUAUGAGAGAGGGCUGCUCAAUCCCAGCUUGCUCAAUGAAGAUGAUUUCCAGGUCGCCACCUACACGCUGACAAACGCCGUCCCUCUGAGCCCAUCUAUGAGCAAAAGCUGGCACAGAGACAUCAGGAGGGUAGUGGAGCUAGCUCUGGUCCCUCACUGCUCCAAGAAGGAUCACCUCUAUCUCCUUGCAGGAGCUGUUCCUUCCAGCGUCCGAGUCAAAGGCAAGAUAUCAGUGCCAGAGACCCUCUGGCUGGCAGCCUGCUGUGAUGCUCCAGAAGGGUGGUCCCUGGGACUGGUGAAAAAAAUAAAUGAUGAAAACAGCUUGGCAGACCUGACAGUGGGACAGCUGGAGAGGCAGGUUCUAUCAGGAGUUCACUUGUUCAAAGGCAACUGUGGGGAAGACAACCAAAGCCAGGAGAAAACAGAAGCAAUCCUGCAAGUUAUUAGUCAGAUCCGCUCUGGAGAGCAAGUAGGAACAAGUGACAAACAGGAGGCCACAGACAGUGGCUUGGUGAGAAAAUUAGCUGGCAUCAUUGCUACCCCUUUUGUCAAACUUCUGGAACUGCUCAUCUACAUAUUUGCAGAGCUGGUGAAGUUUGUGUUUUACUUUCUGUGGCUUGUUACCAAGCGGGCCGUGGGUACUGUUCUGGAUGGAGUCUGCAGCCUGUGGAGCGGCGUGGUGUCCUACCUUAAAGCCAUCAGCAUGGUGCUCAUCAGCAUCCCCUAUGACGUGGGGAGGGUCAUCGUCAACAUCUUCCUGGGCUUCCUGCAAAUCGUCCAAGAUGUGGCGUCCCUCACCUACAGGAUCCUGUGCAUCCCCCUGGGCUUUGCCCUUCACCUGGCUGCGUUCCCGUACCACUCCCUCUGUGCCAUUCCCUCCGUCCUCAGCGACGUGGCCGCGGGGAUCGGGGGCACCUUCUCCCUGCUCCUCGACGCCACAGCCACGGUCCUGCACGCCUUCUGGUACCUGGCUGGCCACCUAGUCAAGCGAUUCGUCCCGAAAGGCUCCUCCGAUGACUGA